AUGGCAGCUCGCCAGGACUCUGACAACCUUGCCUGGGACCGAAGUGAUGAGCUCUGGGAGGAGAAGCGGAACCAAAUCCGUUUAAAAUCUACGACUCACAAAAUUGUAGCUUUGGCUGAGAGAAUGUUCGGAGGGCCUGUGGUCUUUGUUCCACCAAUACUAGUUGGCGGUUUUAAUGUGCUAUACCCUAUUCAUGUCAAGGACUCUUCAGUUGCGUUCCCCGUCCUUGCUCGGCUGCCUUAUCGCACCGAGGCACUCUUUCACGAAGAGAAAACACUCGCAGAAGUUGCGACAGUAGCAUAUAUUAGUCGACAUACUCAACUCCCGGUUCCAGAUACGCUUUACCACGGUAUUGAUCCCGACGUCGGACCCUUCAUGAUUAUCCAGGACCUUGGGACCCGACGGGAUAUGUGUGACUCUCUUCAAAUGCCGGGUCAAGAUCCUGACGAAUCCCCUAUCUUGGAUCCCAACAUUUCCGACAAUAAUCUCAGGAGCAUGUACAAUCAAAUGGCACGUUGUCUAUUACAGCUCGCACAGCCGACUUUUCCUUGCAUCGGAUCCCUUAUCAAAACAAGCGCAGGAUUCGAUGUAAUAGGACGACCAAUUACCCUCAAUAUGAGUAAUAUGGUUCAACUUUCCAAUAUACCCCAGACAAUUUUCCCAUCAAAGACCACCACGUAUAAGACUGCUAAUGACUGGUAUGUGGCGUUAACCGAGAUGCAAAUGGCAACACUGCUUUUCCAGCAUAAUGAUAUUGUCUCAUCAGAGAACGACUGUAGGACAAAGUACGUUGCCCGUCAACUAUUUCGCAGGCUAGCUAAACAAGGUCGGCUGUCAACAUUUGGAUUUGCUGGCUCCAAGACUGCUAGUGCGACGUUCCCAGUGCCUGAUGGUUCGAAUUCAUUCCGACUCUGGCCUGAUGACUUUAGACCUGCCAAUGUUCUCGUCAACAAUGAGCAGAUUGCCGGGAUUAUCGACUGGGAGUUUACUUAUGUGGGACCCACACAGUUCGUUUUGGACCCCCCUUGGUGGCUCCUUAUUGAAGUGCCCGAGAUGUGGGAGAAGGGUAUUGAUGAUUGGGCAAGCGUUUACGAAAGACGGCUAGAAACCUGGCUUUCGGAAAUGGAAAAAGCUGAAAGGGAUAUGAGUCCGGGUUCUCUAUUGCUCUCUGCCCAUAUGCGGGAGAGCUGGAAAACAGGCCGCUUUUGGCUUAACUAUGCUGCUAGGAAGAGCUGGGCGUUUGAUGCUAUCUACUGGAAAUACUUGGACGAAAGAUUCUUCGGCAAGCGGGAUUAUCAUGGCCCUACAGAAGAACUAUGGAAGUCAAGGGUACAUCUUCUGAGUGAACAGGAACAGAUGGCGAUGGAGUCGUUAGUACAAAUAAAGAUGGAGGAAUCGAAGGAACGGAUCUUAGUUGACUGGGAAGCUGCAGAGGCAAGGCAGCUCUUGUCAUCAUUUCUGUUCGAUUAA
Messenger RNA from Truncatella angustata, 1470 nucleotides. RefSeq lists its product as uncharacterized. The transcript has a single exon. Bases 1 to 1470 code for a protein of 489 amino acids. The record is from RefSeq and is a predicted model, not a curated record. NCBI's taxonomy places the organism in Eukaryota, Fungi, Ascomycota, Sordariomycetes, Amphisphaeriales, Sporocadaceae.